AUGGGGAGGAUGUAGACAUCUCAGGCACUUAUUUCCAGAAGCACUGAAGGUAUCAGUACUGAGCUCCAAGGCUGGGACAUCAUGUUCUCCAGAAGGAACCUUCUCCAAGCCCUCUGCACCCUCUUUCUGGUUCAUAAAGUGGUUUCUCAGCGAUGCCCUUCGCAAUGUGGACCUUGCCCAGAAGACCCACCCAGGUGUGCCCCCAACGUACCAAUUGCAUUAGAUGGCUGUGCCUGCUGUCCCGUAUGCGCUCGACAAGAUGGGGAGAGCUGCUCAGAAGUGUACCCGUGCCAAGAGGGGCUAUUCUGUGACUUCAGCGCCGAUCUCAGGGCCGAUGUUGGCAUUUGCAUGGCCCUGGAAGCCGACAAAUGUGUGUUCAAUGAUGUGGUUUAUCGCAGUGGUGAAACCUUCCAGCCCAGCUGUAAAUAUCACUGUACAUGCCAGGACGGGCAGAUCAGCUGUGUUCCCAGAUGCAACAAUGACCUACUGCUGCCUAGUCUUGAGUGCCCCAACCCAAUCAAAGUGAAAGUGCCCGGCGAGUGCUGCGAGAAGUGGAUCUGCGAUUCCAGAGAAGAGGUGUCGAUUGGCGGUUUUGCAAUGGCCGCCUACAGGCCUGAAGCCACUUUAGGGGUCGCUGCGUCUGACAUGGGCAGCAACUGCAUCACGCAGACAACAGAGUGGAGUGCGUGUUCCAAGACUUGCGGCAUCGGUCACUCAUACCGGGUGUCCAAUCGGAAUCAUCGGUGUGAAAUGCAGAAGCAGGUCCGCCUGUGUAUGGUGCGACCCUGCGAGGAGGAGAAACAGGGGCUUCUUGGAAAGGAAGGAAAAAAAUGCACAAAGGUGACAAGAUCGGAAAAACCCAUGCGAUUUGAAUACAAAAACUGCGUCAGCGUUCAGAGCUACACGCCCAAGUUUUGCGGCGGCUGCAGCGACGGCCGAUGUUGUACACCGCACAGCACCAGGACCGCCCAGGUGGAGUUCCAGUGUCCCAAAAACAGAGUUAUGAAAAAACCCGUGAUGUUCAUUAAUACGUGCGUCUGUCACUACCACUGUCCACGAGACACGAGCCUCCUCCAGACAGAAAACGCCAUGUUCCCGGGCCUGAGAAGACCAUUAUAAGGACGAGAUGAGAUCCACGCAUAAAGUUCCAAACUCCAAGCCAUAGGAUGGCCGGUGAACUUCGAUAUAAAUGUACAGUGGUUGGCAGGAAAAAAGCAUUGUGUAAUUAUAACAUUUUUAUACUUGCCACAUAUUUAAAGUAAUAAUUUAAGGAGGCAAAAGAAAAAAAUUCACGGACUGUUUUUUUUACUUUUUUUAAAUGGUAAAUAUGGUAAUUUAAAUGGAAUGUUUUAAA
This is a messenger RNA of Rana temporaria (common frog), 1354 nucleotides long. It is a transcript of the gene CCN3, whose product is annotated as cellular communication network factor 3. Gene Ontology annotation, cellular component: extracellular region; extracellular matrix. NCBI's taxonomy places the organism in Eukaryota, Metazoa, Chordata, Amphibia, Anura, Ranidae. Bases 82 to 1119 code for a protein of 345 amino acids. The transcript is spliced from 5 exons. Gene Ontology annotation, biological process: signal transduction; cell adhesion. Gene Ontology annotation, molecular function: integrin binding; heparin binding. The record is from RefSeq and is a predicted model, not a curated record.